Molecule: messenger RNA, 1871 nt
Organism: Lactuca virosa
Lineage: Eukaryota; Viridiplantae; Streptophyta; Magnoliopsida; Asterales; Asteraceae
Source: the annotation of a GenBank genome assembly
CCAUAAAUAGACAGAGCUUCCCAUUCAUUUCUAAAUUACAAAUUACAACAAUGGACGUCGAUAUCACAUUCCUCCUCGUCGCAUUCUCUCUCAUACUUUCCUUCUACUUCAUCCUUAACAAAAAACCCAAUGCUUCCAAAUCUCUAAACCUCCCACCAGGCCCACCAAAGCUACCCAUCAUCGGAAACCUCCACCAGAUGGCCGGAGCACUGCCACACCAUGCAUUACGUGACUUAGCUAAGAAAUAUGGUCCCAUCAUGCACAUGGAACUUGGCCAGGUCUCUACCAUCAUCGUCUCAUCACCUCGUUUUGCCAAAGACGUCUUCAAAACCAAUGAUCUCGCUCUCGCCAGCCGCCCCUACUCACUACUCGCUGAUAUUAUGUUGUACGGGAGGUCCGAUGUUGCUUUUGGCCCUUACGGUGAUUACUGGCGACAGAUGAAGAAGAUCAUCACAGUCGAACUCUUAAGUGCCAAAAAGGUUCGAAAGUUUAGUAGUUUCAGGGAGCAAGAAGUUGAUCAUCUCAUCGAGUUCAUUCGAUCGUCAUGUGGAAAGCCUGUAAUCUUACGUAACAAGGUAACGAAAAUGAUCAACAACAUCGUAUGCAAGUCGUCGUUUGGUGGUAACUGCAAACAACAAGAUGUAUUGCUCGAAUUGGUGGACGAGUUGGGGAGAUUGGUGAGUGGGUUUUAUGUUGCAGAUCUGUUUCCUGAGUUUGGGUUCCUUUCGGUCAUUUCUGGAUUGAAAUCCAAGCUGAUGAAGAUUCACAAACGUCUUGAUAAGAUUUUUGAUGAUAUUUUUGACGAACGGAAAUUUAAAAGACAAAGUAAUGGGGAAUCAGAAGGUGAUCUUCUUGAUGUUCUUUUCACUAUCAAAGAGAGCGGUGGCCUACAAAUCCCCAUCACAGACAACAACAUCAAGGCUGUCUUUGAGAAUAUUUUUGUUGGAGGCACUGAUACAAGUGCUAUGACAAUCGAAUGGGCAAUGACAGAAUUGAUGAGAAACCCCAAUGUGAUGCAGAAGGCACAAAAAGAAGUGAGAGAAACAUUUAAGGGAAAGAAGAAAAUUAGUGAAAUCGAGUUAGCAGAUUUGGUUUACCUGAAAUACGUAAUCAAAGAAACUCUAAGGCUUCACCCUCCUCUCCCUCUACUACUCCCAAGGGAAUGUAGAGAACAAUGUCAGAUUGAUGGUUAUGAUAUACCAGUGAAAAUGAAAGUGAUUGUCAACGCUUUUGCAUGCGCAGUUGAUCCUGAAUACUGGGAUGAUGCAGAAAGUUUCAAACCAGAGAGAUUUGAAAUGUCUUCUAUUGAUUUCAUGGGUACAAACUUUGAGUUUGUUCCAUUUGGUUCAGGGAGGAGAAUGUGUCCUGGGAUUAAUUUUGGUUUGACUUCUAUCGAGUCUGCUCUUGCUCAAAUGUUAUACUAUUUCAACUGGAAACUUCCUUCUGAAUUAAUCCCUAAAGAUAUUGAUAUGACAGAAAAUGAUGGAGGUGUUGCAACAAAGAAAGUUCCGUUGAUGGUAACGCCAAAUCUAUAUUCUCCAUUUUAACAAGAACUUGAAAAAAAAUUAAGACAAAAAGUUGUUGAGCGAUAUGAGUACUGUUGGAGUUAAAUCAGAAUAAAGAGCAAAGGGCAUUUAGGAAACUUUCCUUAUUUUAGCAUUAGUUUUUAUCUGUUCCUCUGUAUUGGAAUUAGACUAGGUAUCAAUUUUAUUUAGUAUAGAUAGGAGUAAGCACGUUGAUGUUUUCAUUUAGUUUUUGGUUCUGAUAAGUAAUAAAACUUAGAGAGCAAGUUUAUUUUACCUACCAUUCCCUUGUUCUUCUUCUUCUUUUCCUGUCUAUGCUUCUUCUUUUGUCCCUAUGUUAUACAAAUU